UUUGAUUGUAAAUCUAGUCUCAAACUACUCGUACCUUACCAUAACUUGCAAUGACUGUUCUCUCUAAAUUUGCAGAAGGAUCUUCAUCUCCUUCAUCUACUAAUCGUCAUAAACAUGACGUCUUUUUAAGUUUUCGAGGUGUUGAUACUCGUAAUAAUUUCACAGAUCAUCUCCAUAAAGCCCUCCUGGAUGCCAAUAUCUCUACCUUUUUGGAUGAUGAUGAAAUUGAAGCCGGAGGAGAUCUCAAACCGGAAUUGGAGUGUGCCAUUAAAGAAUCUAGAGCUUCUGUUAUCAUUUUGUCCAAGAAUUAUGCGAAUUCAUCAUGGUGCCUUGAUGAAUUGGUACUUAUCCUUGAGCAACGUAUGACAUCCAACCAAAUUGUUAUCCCCAUUUUUUUUCAUGUUGAGCCCAGCGAUAUUAGGAAGCAAGAAAGUAACUUUGCACUUUCAAUCGCUGAGCACAAAGAGAAGAUGGAGGCAGAAAAAAAUGCAUCUAAAAAACGUCAGUUGGCUCAAAAGAUUGACCGAUGGAUUAAAGCACUUACUGAAGUUGCUAAUUUAAAAGGGAUGCACGCAAAAGGAAGGCGGGAGACGAAGUUCAUUGCAGAAAUUGUCGAGGACAUCUACCGUAAAUUACAUGUACCUGCACGGAGUGCUCAGCCACUUAUUGGGAUGGAAGAGUCCAUUGACUUUGUCACUUCAUGGUUGCGAGAUGGAUCCUCAAACACAGGAGACAUACUCACUAUUUUGGGUAUGGGCGGGAUUGGAAAGACAUCUUUAGCCAAAUAUGUCUAUGGGUUACAUUUUCGUGAAUUUGACACUAGAAGCUAUAUUGAAGAUAUCGGUAGGAGAUGUGCUGGAAAAUAUAACGGGUUGCUUGAUCUAACUAAGCAGCUCUGUGAUGACAUUUCAAAAAGAAGCCUGAUCCAAGUUUAUGAUGUUUCUGUAUACACCUCAAAGAUAGAAAAUGUAUUAGCCAAUAAAAAGGUGUUUCUAGUUCUUGAUGAUAUCAAUAGUCUCGACCAGUUGGAUGCAUUACUUGGAAACAAAGGUUUUCAUCCCCAAAGCAAGAUAAUAAUAACAUCAAGGAACGCAUGGCUAACAAAGAGUUGUGCAUUAUUCAAAAAGGAAGUUGUUCCCAGGCAUGAAGAGCAUUGGCUUCAAGGCUUAGAUAAGGCUCAUUCACUACAACUUUUGUGUUUUCAUGCACUUAAGUCCAAGGAUCCCAAGCCAGGCUAUGAAAUUGUUUCGGAGAAGUUUAUGAAGUAUUGUAGUGGACAUCCAUUAACUCUUGAAGUUUUGGGCAAGUCUUUACAUAAACGAGAUGCAGCUUAUUGGGAAGAGUGCAUAGAAGGGCUAGGGAAAGAAAAUGAUUCCCGUAUAAUGGAUGUAUUGAAGAUGAGCUAUGACUCUUUGCCAUCUAGAAAUGAUAAGGAAUUAUUCAAGCAUAUUGCUUGUUUUUUUGUUGGAAUGGAUAGAGAUUUUUGCGACACAAUAUUAAAGGCUUGUGAUAUAAAGACAAGUUCUGGAAUCACGAAUCUCAUUGACAGAUGCCUUCUUAGUAUUGGAUGGAAUAACAAAUUGGUGAUGCAUCAGUUGCUUCAAGAGAUGGGAAGAUUCAUCGUACGUGAAGAAUCACUUGACAAGCCAUCAGAGCAAAGUCGGUUGUGGUGUCAUGAGGAUUCAUCCAGAGUGUUGAAGCAAAAAAAGGGUACAGAAAAUACUCGAGGACUCACCCUUGAUACGAGAAUGCUUAAGAAUAAAAGGUUACGUAAAACUUUUGAGUUGGAACUAGAUGCAUUGAGUACUAUGGAUAGUUUAAUGCUACUACAACUGAAUUAUGUGAAAUUCAAUGGGUCUUACGAGAACUUUCCAGAAGAAUUAAGAUGGCUGUGUAUGCAUGGGUUUCCUUUAAAGUCUAUACCUUCAGACCUACCAAUGCAGAAUUUGGUUGCUCUUGACAUGUCAGAUAGCAAAAUUAAAUCAUUUGGCAUGUGUUAUAAAGAACGACCCUUGAAGAGGCAAAAGCUGAAUGGAUCGUGCUCAAAAGACAAAAUAUUGCUUGGAUCACUAAAGAUUCUUAAUUUAAGUUUCUGUAAAGAGCUUCAUAGUAUUUGUGGUUUUGAUGGACUACCAGCACUUGAGAGGUUAAUAGCUACAAACUGUAGUGGUUUGCUUGAGGUUUGUGAAUCAAUUGAGCAAUGUGAUGAACUUGUCUUCGUCGAUCUCAGUUAUUGCAACAAGCUUGAUAAACUUCCACAAACAAUAGGCAUGUUAAAAAAGGUUGAAGAACUAUUCCUAGAUGGAUGUAAUCUCGGCCAAUCUAGGCUUGAGAUUAGGGAUACGGAUUAUCCAGAAAAGCUCAAGGCUAACCACACUGGCAUCACUGUUAUGAAGCCUAUACCAACUGAUUUGAAGUUGUUUACAAUUUCUUUACCGGGAUCUUUAGUAAGGCUGUCACUUAAAAAUAAUAAUUUGUCAACAGAAUCGAUUCCCAUGGACUUAAGUUGCUUAUCCAUGUUGGAGGAAUUAUAUUUAGAUGGCAAUCCUAUCGUUUUCCUGCCCGAUUGUGUGAGAAACCUUCCUAGGCUUGAAAUACUUCGCAGCGACAUUGCAGGUGGCACCACCUAUAAAAGAAGAGCAAGUGUUUUGUAGAGCUUCAUGCAAAAGGAAGUCUGACAGGCGACAUGCUUGUCAUUCACGUGAGUGACGUCAAUGCAAGUGGGUCUUUGUUCUGGCAUCCACAUUCCUCCACUACCUGUCUACCCACCUCUGGCUUCCCCAGUCAAAUUCCAUGGGCAUCCCUCCCACCUUGGCAGACGCAUGUGGGGUCUCGUUACGAGUUCACACUUAUUGGAGUAAACAUGAUGGACUUCUACAAUGUAAGCCUUGUCUAAGGGUAGAAUCCCUUGGGUAUAUCCGUUUUACUAGUCGGGAUUAGCAAUAACCUUUACAUGUGACUUUGAGUAUUUUAGAGUAUUGAUGACUUAGCACCAGCUGGAGAACCAACAAGUGACGAGCCAUAUUAGUUUGUGGACGUGUGGUUGACUGCCCAUUAGCUAAAUGACAAUUAGCUGGUAACGUCCCAAAAAUAGGACCACGAUGUAACAUUCCAAAAAUAGGACCACAAAAUUUCAUUUUUAAUCAAAUAAAAAUAGU
This is a messenger RNA of Lactuca sativa (garden lettuce), 3158 nucleotides long. Its product is annotated as disease resistance protein RUN1. Gene Ontology annotation, biological process: signal transduction; defense response. The record is from RefSeq and is a predicted model, not a curated record. Gene Ontology annotation, molecular function: ADP binding. NCBI's taxonomy places the organism in Eukaryota, Viridiplantae, Streptophyta, Magnoliopsida, Asterales, Asteraceae.